Molecule: messenger RNA, 2319 nt
Organism: Chelonus insularis
Lineage: Eukaryota; Metazoa; Arthropoda; Insecta; Hymenoptera; Braconidae
Exons: 8
Coding region: 648-2189 (513 amino acids)
Cellular component (GO): plasma membrane
Molecular function (GO): GTPase activity; calcium channel regulator activity; GTP binding
Source: RefSeq, a predicted model, not a curated record
UCUUUAUUCCAUAAAAAGCUAUGUUUGUCGUUGUAAAUUUAAUCAUCCAUCCAUCUGUUAGAUUGUAUCUAUAUGUUAGUCUACUUACCCUACAUACAUCAUCAUCGGUACUAGAUUUUUACGCCUCUGUUUCUAGAUAAUUUUUUUUUAUAUUCAAAAUACGCUUGCGCAGUUUCAAGAAAGCGACAAAUAGACUUGGUUUACCGAUUUCAUUAUUUCAUAGGUAUCAAGAACUCCGCGAGCUUGUAAGCUAAAAUUCAUCAGUCAUCUGCCAACCACCGCAGAAAAGUGUCACACAAAAGCAUACAUUUAUAACACUUUUUACCUUGCACGCGACUUAUUAAUUGUUUUGUGUAUUAAUUUCAUUACAAUCCGAUUGUUAUUCUUCUUUUCAUACCUGUUUAAUCUUAAUUACAUUAAAUAAGAUUAUAAAUUGAUGAUUAUUAUUAAUCAACAUAUGUGCAGAGAAUUGUUUUUAUCGUACAAUCAUUGUAAUAAAGUAAUGUAACAAAUAAAACUUAGAAAAAGUUUGAAAUUUUGAGAUAAAUUAAAUGUAAAUAUAAUCGAUUUUAUUGAAAUUGUUUACUUAAAUAGACUAGUAAAAUAAUGAAUUGAAUGAUUGAAUUUAUUUUGAAAUUAAAGUAAAUAUGGCAAUGUCAACAGUAGAGAAAUUUUAUCAAGAUAAUGAACAAUCCUCUUGUUCAUGCGACACAAGUUCUGCAGAUAAUACUGCACAGUCAGCUUUAACCAACUGUCCACCGAGUAGUUUUCCUAAAAAUUUUCAGGAUUUUUUAGUUACCUUGUCUGAGGACACUGAUGAUUUAUGUAAUAUGUUGGAAGAUAAACUUAUCCCCAGAAAAAUGAAAAAUAAUAUGGAUGAGAAAAACUCCUAUAAGCGAUGGACUAAAAGAAGAACUUUUCAACGUCGUCAUAGUGAAAUUGAAGUUCGAUUACAUAAGACAUCAUCCACUAAUGAUGGAAGAACAGAACUAAGAACUGUUGAAGCAAAUGCUAAACCACCCGCAGUACAAAGACAAAGAAGCUCUAGUAUUGCUGUUCCUCGACCUACACCGGAUUUACAUAAAUUUCUGCAAACUGAAGCUAACUUUCGAGGUCAUUUAUCACCGUCAUUCAUCAAUACGACAAAACUAGUCAACAAUUCGACUUCAGGUGCAACAUCAUCGACACUCCAACUGCUCAACCCAAUUCUCGCAAGCCCUGAAAAUUUGGAAAAAUUCUCGAUAACUCAACGAACAGAUAAACGAAAAAGAACAAGUAGUAUGCCAACAGUUUCUCGACAUCAACCUAUGUUAGGAGAUACAAGACGUAAUUUCAAUCCCAAUGCUGAAGAAGGUGACCUCAAUGAAGGGAUUGAGUAUUAUAGACUAAGAUCAUUUUCUAUUACGGCUAAUGGUGUCUAUAAUCUUGGAGAUUCUCUUAAAAGUCGUCGAAGUCGGAGUAUUAAUAGUGUUACAUCAUCAGGAACAAGCUUCAGCUCUAUAUCUCAACAUUCAUGUCUUGGAAAUGAAGAAGCUGAAAAUACUGGAAAAGUAGCGACUUACAAAGUCGGAAUGCUUGGAGCUACUGGAGUCGGCAAGACAGCCCUCACUGCACAAUUUACAACCAGUGAAUACAUUUGUGCUUAUGAUACAUCCUUAGAUGAUGAAUAUGGCCAGAAGAAUGUCUCGGUUAUGAUUGAUGGUCAAGAAACUGAACUAGAAAUUAUUGAUCAUCCAGCUUCUGAAAUUUGUGCCGAAACAUUUUGUUCCACUUAUAAUCCUGAUAUUUACGUAAUUGUAUAUUCAGUAGUUGAUCAACAAAGUUUCGAAGUAGCAAAGGAAACGCUUGUGUACUUGUUAAAGCAUAAUUAUACAGCAACCCAUGGAGUUAUUCUUGUUGGAAAUAAAGUUGAUCUCGAGAGAAAUCGUGAAAUAACAUCUGACAUAGGUAGACGUCUUGCUAAUAGCUGUGGUUGUAAGUUUAUCGAAACAUCUUCUGGGUUGGCUCAUCAUGUAGAUGAAUUGCUUGUGGGCAUUUUAGCUCAAAUUCAGCUAAAUCCACAACGGAAAAAAAAUCAAGCCGUCAAGUUUCCAGUUUCAACUAGACACAAACACCGAUGUAGAAUUCUUAAACAUUUAUUAGGAUUCAAGAGAAAAACUAAAAGUUGCGAAAAUCUCUUUACCUUAUGAUAUAAAUUACGUGUCUUUUAAAGUGUAUAUAUUAUUCGUUAUUAUCUUGUAAAAUUAAACAUAAUAUUAUAUAAAUCACAUCUCUUUGAAAUUGGAGAUGAAAUGUAUUUAAUUCUUAAAGACUUGACUU